CUCAACCCUCAGCCGCUCAACCCUCAGCCCUCAGCCCCUCAGGCAACAUGUUCGUCGUCAAGAGAGAUGGACGUCAGGAACGUGUGAUGUUUGACAAGAUCACGUCUCGCAUUCAGAAACUCUGCUAUGGCCUGAACCCAGACUUUGUGGACCCGGCGCAGAUUACAAUGAAGGUGAUUCAGGGCCUGUACAGUGGGGUCACCACUGUUGAGCUGGAUACAUUGGCAGCAGAAACCGCUGCUACCCUGACAACCAAGCACCCCGACUACGCCAUCCUGGCUGCACGCAUUGCUGUCUCCAACCUGCACAAGGAAACCAAAAAAGUGUUCAGUGAGGUGAUGGAUGAUCUGUACACCUACGUGAACCCUCUGAACAAUAAGCACUCGCCUAUGAUCUCUAAGCAAACUCUUGAGUUGGUGCUGAAGAAUAAGGAACGUCUGAACUCUGCCAUUAUCUAUGACCGAGACUUCUCUUACAACUACUUUGGUUUUAAGACCUUGGAACGCUCCUACCUACUGAAAAUUAAUGGCAAAGUGGCUGAACGUCCUCAACACAUGCUGAUGAGAGUGUCUGUUGGAAUUCAUGAGAGUGACAUUGAUGCUGUUAUUGAAACCUACAACCUCCUGUCUGAGAAGUGGUUUAUUCACGCCUCACCCACACUGUUCAACGCUGGCACUAACAGACCACAGCUCUCUAGCUGUUUUCUGCUUGCAAUGAAAGACGAUAGCAUUGAAGGGAUUUACGACACCUUGAAACAAUGUGCUCUGAUUUCCAAAUCUGCCGGUGGGAUAGGAGUAGCCGUCAGCUGCAUCCGGGCCACAGGAAGCUACAUCGCAGGAACUAAUGGGAACUCCAAUGGUCUUGUCCCAAUGUUGCGAGUUUACAACAAUACAGCCCGUUAUGUGGAUCAGGGAGGAAACAAGAGACCAGGUGCUUUCGCCAUCUACCUGGAACCGUGGCAUCUGGAUAUCUUUGAUUUUUUGGAGUUGAAAAAGAACACUGGGAAAGAGGAGCAGAGAGCACGGGAUCUCUUCUACGCCCUCUGGAUUCCUGAUCUUUUUAUGAAACGUGUUGAGAACAACCAGGACUGGUCUCUGAUGUGUCCACACGAGUCACCGGGCCUUGAUGAAACCUGGGGAGAGGAGUUUGAGAAACUAUACGAGAGGUAUGAACAAGAAGGCCGUGCACGGAAAGUGGUGAAAGCUCAACAGCUGUGGUAUGCUAUUAUUGAGUCACAGACAGAGACUGGCACCCCGUACAUGAUGUACAAAGACGCCUGCAACAGAAAGACCAACCACCAGAAUUUGGGAACCAUUAAGUCCAGUAACCUGUGUACAGAGAUAGUGGAGUAUACCAGCAAGGAUGAG
Messenger RNA from Callorhinchus milii (elephant shark), 1367 nucleotides. It is a transcript of the gene rrm1, whose product is annotated as ribonucleotide reductase M1 polypeptide. The record is from RefSeq and is a predicted model, not a curated record. Gene Ontology annotation, biological process: DNA replication; deoxyribonucleotide biosynthetic process. Gene Ontology annotation, molecular function: ATP binding; ribonucleoside-diphosphate reductase activity, thioredoxin disulfide as acceptor. Gene Ontology annotation, cellular component: ribonucleoside-diphosphate reductase complex. NCBI's taxonomy places the organism in Eukaryota, Metazoa, Chordata, Chondrichthyes, Chimaeriformes, Callorhinchidae.